AUGUUGAGAAAAAUUGUUUUACCAACAAAUUUGUUGUUUCUUGGAAAUAACUGCUUUUCAAAUUGCGUCAAUAUAUCGAAAAUAAAAUGCCCAAAAUAUAUUAAAACAAUUCCACAGAGCUGUUUCAGUUUCUGUAAUUCUUUAAGAGAAGCCAAAUUCUCUCCAAACACAACUAAAUUUGAAGAGAACGCGUUUUACGAAUGUAAAUCACUUGAAAGGGUGUUUGUAUCGAAUGACACUGUAAGUCUUGGAAAUUUCUGCUUUUUCACGUGUGUGGCGCUGUCGGAAUUUAAUUUCCCAUUAAACUUAAAGACAAUUGGAAAAUUCUGUUUUUCAAAUUGCUCUUCACUUUCAAUUAUUAAUAUUCCAAAAGGUAUCUCAAGACUCUCAAAGUGUGAAUAUCCCCCUUGCUGUGACUUUUUUGGGAGACUCCUGUUUAACAACUGCUCGAAUCUUGCUGAAGUUUACAUGCCAAAGAAGAUGAAGUUCAUCGGAAAUUAUUGUUUUGCUGAAUGUAAAAAUUUGUCAAAACUAACUUUCCCAAGUGAAGUUGUUGUUGGCGAUUUUGUGUUCUACAAUUGCAUUCGACUUGGACAAUUUGACAUUGUCGCUUUAAAAAAGGUUGGGCGUUUUUUGUUUUCAAAAUUGCAAAAAGCAAACUGA
Messenger RNA from Entamoeba invadens IP1, 663 nucleotides. RefSeq lists its product as hypothetical. Bases 1 to 663 code for a protein of 220 amino acids. The transcript is spliced from 2 exons. The record is from RefSeq and is a predicted model, not a curated record. Lineage: Eukaryota; Evosea; Mastigamoebida; Endamoebidae.